GCAGCCACGUCCAACCCAGCCCAGUUAGGCGUCAUCUGGACGCGGUUUCGUCAUUCUCAGCUGCCUGCCCCGAACAGCGGCGAAACCCAAAGUUCGACCAAAAUAUUGAACAACGGAGACAACUGCUAGCACAAAGCAAAAGCAGGAUCCGUCCUCGCUCGUAACCGUAUCCUCAAAGCCCAAAGCCCCCCAGAACCGCCAUUUCCAGACAGCCUCGCAGACCGCCACCCAGAACCCGCCCCUCCUGGUCGAGAACACGCGCCUUGGCGGCUGAGACUCGCCGGCGAGAACCACCAUGUACGGCCAGAUGGCGCGCGGGGGCCGCCGGCCCAUCGCCCAGCGCUUCGACGAAUACUACCGGUGCUACCCCAUGAUCAUGGCGCCCGGAUCCGAGCGGCCGGAACUCAACCACGGAUCCAAGAUCUUCCUCCCGGCAUCCGCCCUCGACAAGGUCUCGAAGCUGCACGUCCAGUGGCCGCUGCUUAUGGAGCUGAUAAAUGGCGAGAACGACCGGCACACGCACUCGGGAGUCCUGGAGUUUGUUGCCGAGGAAGGCAGGGCAUAUCUGCCCCAGUGGAUGAUGCAAACGCUCCUUCUCGACGUCGGCGACAUGAUCCAGAUCAAAUCCACAUCGCUGGACCUUGCACGCCUCGUGAAGCUGCAACCGCAGUCCACAAAGUUUCUGGAUAUCAGCGACCCGCGCGCGGUGCUGGAGAAGGCUUUCCGCAACUUCGCCACUCUGACCAAGGGUGACGUCUUCAGCUUCGAGUACAACGACGAUGUCUACGAGAUGGCUGUUCUCGACGUCAAGCCCGAGUCAGCCAAGAUGGGUGUCAGCAUGAUCGAGACGGACGUGUCGGUGGACUUUGCGCCUCCUGUGGGCUACGUAGAGCCGGAGCGGCAGAAGGGCAGCGGCACAAGUACUCCGAGGAGUACUCGCGGUGGCGGCCUCCCGGCUGGCGGUCUGCUGCACGGCCAAGGCGGAAUGGCGCAGGCUAUCAACUACGAUGCCAUCGCCCCCAACAGCGCCGCCUUGGCCGCCACAAACUUUCUGGGCGAGGGCCAACGAAUCGGCGGCAAGAAGGGUAGCAGUAAGGCUCCGACCCCCAAGCCAUCCACGCCGGUCGCGGGAACGUCAGCCAACCCCCCGGACGCAGCGGCACAGCCCCGUAGGUGGGCCAACGGCCCAAUGCCGCUGCGUUUGCCACCAAACAAGUUGUUCUUCGGCUACGAAGUCAAGCCGGUAAAAACCGAUGCCGACAAGGAGCAGGACAAGGUGAAUGCGCAGCGGCCCCACUUUGCCGGUCAGGGGCAGACCCUCAGGGGAGUUGCAAAGCGCAAGGGUGAGGACGAUGAUCCGUCGCCGACACCAGAGAAGAAGCCAGGCGAGGGCCAGACAUUAGACAGCAAACGGUAAAUCGGUAUCAAGGUAUUUUAUCCACCGCCACCAGAGUACGCUAUAUUUUUGUCCACGUCGUGGUGAAUUGCUUAGAUCAGCAAAGUGGACAAGCUCAGGGUUCUGUCGUGCAUGGACAUCGGACUUGCACAGGCGCUUGGGCUACAGGCCUCAUGUAUUGUCGCAGUGGCCCUCGAUAUGUCCCGAGGUCUUGCUUGCUUUGAUUUUAAUGCUUUAUGCUUGGUACCAGUAGUUACUAAAUGUACUGUUCCGAGUCACAUCUAUAGGUUUUGCGCGAGAUUUUGCCCGCGUAUGUCAUUCGGAAACUACACAAUCAACAAUCAUGAUGGCAAUGCCCGCGUAUACAACUAAUCGCGCCAUGAGUAGAUCUUCGAGCAAUGCUCCGCUCGCAUGUAUUGUCACGCUCAACACUUCCAUUUCCUUCUGCCCGUUUAUUUAGUCCACAACCAGAUUUUCUAUUCUUAAGUUAGUGAAAUUACCUAUAGCAAGCUUCAAAAGCUCUUGGGGUUCUGCCUGAAGUUCCUCAAGGUUCCGUUGACGUCCGGCCUCACAGCUCAUAAAGUAAUGCUUAAAGAUAUCCCAAAAAAGAGAA
This is a messenger RNA of Gaeumannomyces tritici R3-111a-1, 2009 nucleotides long. RefSeq names its product ubiquitin fusion degradation protein 1. Bases 296 to 1417 code for a protein of 373 amino acids. The transcript is spliced from 2 exons. Gene Ontology annotation, cellular component: VCP-NPL4-UFD1 AAA ATPase complex. Gene Ontology annotation, molecular function: polyubiquitin modification-dependent protein binding. The record is from RefSeq and is a predicted model, not a curated record. NCBI's taxonomy places the organism in Eukaryota, Fungi, Ascomycota, Sordariomycetes, Magnaporthales, Magnaporthaceae.